This is a messenger RNA of Adineta steineri, 1749 nucleotides long. Lineage: Eukaryota; Metazoa; Rotifera; Eurotatoria; Adinetida; Adinetidae. The record is from the annotation of a GenBank genome assembly.
AUGUCGAUUAAUCAACAUUCAUUACUUGCAACAUUACCUGUAGAAAUUGUUUAUUAUAUUUGCGAUUGUCUUGAUGCAAAAACAAUACUAGUGUCAUUUCGCAAUAUAUGUCGUCGAUUACGAAACAUUAUAAACAACUAUGAUAAUUACAUUCUUGAUUUUAAAAAAACUUCACGAUCCGAUUUUCAACUUAUUUGUCGUUUAAUUAAUCCUCAACAAGUUAAAUCAUUAACACUCUGUCAACAAACUACAACAUUCGAUCAAACUAUAUUCUUCGAUAAACAAUUCCAUGUGAAAGAUUUUAGUCGUCUUCGUUCUCUGACAUUAAUUGCAAUUAAAGAAAGUCGAUUGAGAGCAGUUUUAAAGCAUAUUAAUAUAUCGUUACUUGUUUCAUUUUCACUUGAAAUUGGUGAACAUAAAAAGCAACACGAUCGUGUAACAGCGACUGUUCUCACAUCAAUACUUACACGGACCAAUCUUCGCACACUCGCACUUAACAUUGAACCAAAUCGUAUAGAAGCUAUCGAAUGGCCUGAUCCAUGUACGAUUGAAGAACUAAAAAUUGACAAGUGUAUAAGUUUCGAUUCCAUUAGGCGAAUUCUUCGUCAUCUGCCUCGUUUGAGAACACUUAUUAUCGAUUGUUAUUCAAUAAAAACUAUUCAUCCAACGAAUUUGACAGCUUACUGUCGUCAAUUAACUUCAGUAUCAUUAGACAAAUUGGAUAUGAAUAUUGCUGAUCUUGAAUUUCUACUUCAGUCUAUGACAUCAUUAACUGAUUUGAAACUUACUGGCAAUGGAAACUACUUUGAUGGUCAUCGUUGGGAAAAAUUUAUUCAAACAAAUCUACUUGGAUUGAAGAAAUUUCAAUUUUAUUUCAGUGAUUAUCAAGAUGAUCAAUUGAAUUAUCCUGAUAUUGAACAGAUCAUUCGAUCAUUUGAAACUCCAUUUUGGAUCGAAUUAAAAAAAUGGUUUGUCAUUUGUGAGUGCAAUAUCAAUAUACCAGAAUGGAUCAAACUCUAUUCAAUACCUAAUUGUAUGGCGAAAGUCAAUUCAAAAGUCGAACCAAUAAAUAUUUCUAUAUCAACUCUGAGUACAGCAAUUGAUACGGACGCACCCAUAGUAGUCAAUACCGACUAUAUAUGUUUCAAUUUUAAAAAAUUGGCAUCGAGUGACAUUGAACAACAGCGAGAACCAAAACCUUAUCCUUUACUGCGCAUGAAGAACUAUCUUGUACUUAUAUUCGGUUCGGAACGACCUGUUGACUGGAUUCCAUUUAUUUCGUUGUUUGUCGAUUUGACAACAAUCACAAAAAUUGCAUUGGGAGGACGACUGAUUUCUGCGGCCAAUCAAUCCAUACUUGAUGAUAUCAAAAUUUUGCUUCAACAAGCAUGUCAUGUUAAUUUGGUUUUGCUACGUGAUACACCAUUAAAUCAGGAAUCACUCUUAUUAACAGCAAAUGAUAUUUGUUAUAUAAUACCAACUCAUAUUCGACGCUUGAGAGUGACAAUUAAGGAUAUGAGUGAAGCCAAAAUUAUUCUCGAACGACUUACACAUGUGUCUAGUGCUCGUUUCUACUUCGAUCAUACACCAUGUUGCGAUGAAUUUCAUCAAUGGUUUGAAAGCAAAAAUCUAUCAUACCAGAUAGAGCCUUCUUCUGUGUACGUAUGUCGUAAAAAGAUCAGCGUACCGUCAAAUAAACAAAACGUGGGUAACAAACGAAUCAAACUUACUGAUAAUCAUCAUGAUUAA